Messenger RNA from Pungitius pungitius (ninespine stickleback), 2366 nucleotides. Its product is annotated as dysbindin-like. Bases 434 to 1048 code for a protein of 204 amino acids. Gene Ontology annotation, cellular component: cytoplasm. The record is from RefSeq and is a predicted model, not a curated record. The transcript is spliced from 4 exons. Gene Ontology annotation, biological process: negative regulation of protein kinase activity. Lineage: Eukaryota; Metazoa; Chordata; Actinopteri; Perciformes; Gasterosteidae.
GAACAAGAGAGUGUGUGUGUGUGUGUGUGUGUAUGUAUGCGUGUCUCUGUCUUACACACACAGAGGCAGCCAAGAUGAGCGUGUGAAGCGGCGAGAUCAAAAACCUGGAAAGAAAAGCAAAGGCGAUCAGAAAAGAGGGGGGAGGAGGAGGAGGAGGAGGAGGAGGAGACGAACAGAGCAAGAAAAGGGCAGAGCAGAGUAGAAGAAAGAGAGCAGUAGAGGGAGAUAAAGUAUUUUGUGAAUGUACUAUAUUUAACGGUCCUGGUGCCAAAGCCAAAAAGAUGUAAUGACUGGAUGAACAGCCAGCACACACACACACACACACACACCAGCAUCCUGUCCUGGAGCCGUGACAGGAGGGGACAAGAAGAAAGACACACACACUACUCAAGAGGCAAAAAAAAGGCUCUCUGCAAGCGGGUCCCUCGUCGUCAUGUCGUCUACCGGGUCUACCAACCACAACAAGCGUCUGGCGUCGGAGACAGACAACUCCCAGCGAGUGUUGGACAACAAUUCGGCCCAGCACCUGAAGCUCAGGGAGAGACACCGCUUCUUUGAGGACGUCUACCAGCACGACUUUGACAACUACCUGCCGUCUGCUCACCUGCAGGUCACCUGCAGGAAACCCCCGAUGGGCAGCAUCUCUUCUAUGGAGGUGAAUGUGGACGCGCUGGAGCAGAUGGACCUGAUGGACAUGUCUGACCAGGAGGCCCUCGACGUGUUCCUCAACUCGGGCUCAGGAGUGGACGAGGGAGCUCUGGCAUUGCCACUCGCAGGUGAGGGAGAAGAGGAGGAGGAGGAGGAGGAAGCUGCGGAGGUCGUGUUCAGGGAGCGCGCGCCUCUGAAACGUCAGGAAGAAGUUCAACGCGCCUCGAAGCCCCGCAUGGCCUCGACGUCCUCCGGUUCCACCGACACCAGCGUGGGGGGGGUCGACACGCCGCUGAUCCAGUCGGACGACGAGGAGGUCCACGCCGACACGCUGCUGCUGACCUCCGUUCCCCACACCAGGAACGAAGAGACGGACGAAGAGGAUGAGGAGGAAACUUAACUGAAUCUCCAUAAAGACUGAAUUUUACAGUAAUUUUUCCGUAAAAAGAGUCUCUUCCUUUCGAUCCUUUCCUUUGAGGGGAAAACCUUAGCAUGGUUGACCUUGUUGUGAUUCGCUUCUGGGUACUAAAAAUACAGGUUUUCUUCUUCAUUAAACUCACAACAAAUAACACCAGUCAUCCCAUUGGCAUGCAGUGACGUGUUCCGGCUAAGAGGGAAGAGAAAUGUCCCGGUCCUUUCUCAGACAUUUUGGUUUUCAUUUCCCUGAAAGCGAGUGUGCCGAACAGUCGUGUGAAAUGCAACCAUUUGGGUAAAACACAAGUUAAGUAAAGUCCCAUUCGGUGAGGAAACACGACUGAAGAAAGAGAAUUCAGGCAAAGUCCGCAGAACCCAACAAACAUCUAUUUCCAUGUGUAUGAGCAGUGUGUGUGUGCAUGCCUCUGUGUGGUUGCUGCAUUACACGUUAUCAAUCAUCUCGGUUCAGAGGGUUGCAUCGCUCUAAGUACCGAGUUACUCGCCCUGAAAGUCGGAAUGAUGGAAAUGUUUGACCUGGGUGUUGUGCGACGGUGGAAUUUCUUGUGUGCAGGUCGAGGGUGUGGAGGUUUAAGUUUUACAGGUGUACAAAAAACAGUUGGUCCCCUGGCCCGUGGGCAAUCGUUUCAAACAGCCUUGUAGUGUUAAAAGGUGUAUACGUCUCGUCCCAACUUGACAUGAAUGCAAUAAAAACAAAACCGUUCAAAGGCCAAGUUGUCACAAUGGAGAGUAAAAAAACACAAAGGAAUGCUAAAAAUGUUUGUGUCACUUAAUUUAUUACCUCAGUAAACACCGUGAAGGUGAGUUUAAGGUCUCGAUGGUCACGAGUCUUCAACAUGUUUACUCUAACGUGGUUCCGGCUUUCUUUUCUUUACUUCAUCUAUGGACCAACAGAAAGACUUUCACCCUGUGGCCGAGGACGCCCUAUUUGAUGAAAUAAGCCCUGAAUCCGUAAAUGAUUGGUAUUAGGCUACCAUGAACCCAAAUGUCCUUUACCUUAAACAUACAUGUCUUUUCUUUAAUUGACUGUCAGACACCGUAUUAAAACCAUUUGCCCCAGUUUUAAUGUGAGGGCAUGACAACAUAAAAUAACUCUGAUUAUCUGGUAUCUAUUAGUGGAAGCACUUACUUGAAAGGAAAAUUGCAUUUAGAAUUAAUCCCAGUGUCACGCAACCAACAAGCUGAGCAGGUUUGAGUUUGUUUAAGAGUCAAUCCCUUUAUGUACACAAAACACUAAAACACCUACGAUAUUCAAAUCUGCAUUAAACACAGAGUCUCUGACGAGG